AAAUUUCCUACGGGUUGGGACGAAAAUAAAUACCUAGUAAAAAUGGAAAUUCCCAAUUUACCCGCGUUAUUUUGAAGUCGGUUACCUCAACUCACUAGGGCUCUAAGCUCUCGUGGUGUCAGUCUAGCUCUCCGAAAUGUACGGCCUCCUAUUUGUCCUCCUCUUCUUCACCGCUGCAGUCUCCGCCGCUUCAUUCCCGGACCGCUUCACCACCUCCUCCUCCGUCCUCCGUCACAAAUCCCAAGAAUACUUCGAGCUCAACCAUCCUCUACCGUCCGAUCUCCUCCCGCCGUCGUGCUCCCGCCGCGUCCUCACCCACUCCUUCGCCAACACCAUCAACGGCCCUCCCUACUCCGCCCCCUACUCCCCUCCGCCGCCGUCAGACUCCGACUGCUCCGCCCCAUGGUCCCACGUCGCCCUCGAGUUUCGCGCCACAUGCAAAGGCGAGCAGUACGACCGCAUCGCCGGGAUAUGGCUCGGCGGCGUCGAGCUCCUCCGCACCAGCACCGCCGAGCCGACGGAGAAGGGAAUCUUCUGGAAGCUUCGCAAGGACAUCACGAAGUACUCCUCGCUCCUCACUCGCUCCGAUCUCACCCUCACCAUGAUGCUCGAGAACGUCGUCGACCGCGUCUUCACCGGAGUCUACCACGUCGACGUUCUUUUCCUCUUUUACAAGCAAACCGUCGCCGUUAUUGAGCCUAGGAUUUCUCCGAUCAUUCCGGAUCAUAAAUUGGGGAUCGCUCCUGAGGAGCCUGCCGAUUUGAUCGUUCCGAUCUCCGACGACGGCGACAGAGGCUUUUGGUUCAGAAUCGAAAGCGAGUCGGAUUCCCCUUCCAGGCAAAUCCGACUCCCUCGGAACACACGACGUGUCGUUCUCGAGCUCUACGUCUCGUUUCACGGCGACGACGAGUUCUGGUACUCGAAUCCGCCGAAUCUGUACAUCUCGACGAACAAUCUGACCACCGGGAGAGGAAACGGAGCUUACCGGGAGGUUUUCGUGACGGUCGACGGCGAGCUGGUGGGGUCGGAGGUGCCUUUUCCGGUGGUGUUCACCGGCGGGAUCAACCCGCUGUUUUGGGAGCCGGUGGUGGCCAUCGGAGCAUUCAACCUUCCCUCAUAUGAAUUCGAACUGACGCCAUUUCUGGGGAAGCUUCUGGAUAAGAAGGCUCAUAGCUUUGGGAUAGGAGUGAGUGAUGCAAUCUCAUAUUGGCUUGUUAACGCCAACUUACACAUUUGGUUGGAUCACAAGGCCAAGACGGUCCAUGCUAAAUCGAGCCUUUUACCAUCGCCGGCGAUUCAACUGAAGCGUAAUGCUGAGUUUAAACUGCUGGAUGGAUCGUUCAAGAUCAAGGCGCAGAGGAGGACUGGCUUUGUUGGGUGGGUUAAGUCGAGCUCCGGGAACUACACCACCAUGUUUUCGCAGAAGUACAAGUUCAGUAGCUCGAUUAGCUUCGCGCAGAAUGGGACUUACAAGUUGGUGCAGCAGAAUGUGAAGGCUGAUAAGGAAGUGAGGGUUGUGGGUGAGAAUGGUGUGGAGGUUCUCAGGACUAGGAGUAAGAGGAGGUACCCUAUUCAGGUUAUUACAGCUACGCUGCCUGGUAGGAAGAAAGAUACCUAUGUGCUUGUCACCAAUGUCACGCAUUCGAUGAAGGAGAAGAGCUUGCGCGGUGGAUACUUGAGCCGCGUCAACAACUUUCAGGAUUCCAAGGGGUGGAUGGAGGUCAGGGAUCAUUCUGUGCUAUCCGGAACUGCAGAUACUCAGCAGAGUUUUGGUUACAGAGGUGACUAUGGCUGCUACUUGCGCCUUAUUGACGCUGUUGAUGGCAGCCUGAUCAGGGAUAAUUCCAGCUUCCAUUGUCUAUCUCCUGCAUGAUUCUGAUCUCCCUGCUCUUACAUUCUUUCCCUGUUGCAAGGUUUCAAAGCUUCAAGUAGCUAUCCAUGUAUGUGUUCCUUUCUAGUUUUUAGUAUAAUCUGGCUUCAGGGCCACUUCAUCAGAUUGUAAUAAAUGUACAGCUCUGAGAACCUGUGGAAUUCUUAUGCAUUCUGUUAA
Molecule: messenger RNA, 2050 nt
Organism: Argentina anserina (silverweed cinquefoil)
Lineage: Eukaryota; Viridiplantae; Streptophyta; Magnoliopsida; Rosales; Rosaceae
Product: peptide-N4-(N-acetyl-beta-glucosaminyl)asparagine amidase A
Exons: 1
Coding region: 137-1873 (578 amino acids)
Cellular component (GO): vacuole
Source: RefSeq, a predicted model, not a curated record